AUGGCGUGGUUUAGUUCAAUUGUUAACGGCAUCGGCAGUGCAGCAAACUGGCUCCUAUCUAACUCCGGCCUCAUCAACAAUGUUCUCGGCACUGUGCAUGCAGUUUCAAACGGCCAGUUUUCCGGCUUAGGGACUCUGGAGGGCUAUGUUAUUGUGGAACCUGUAACUGCAGCAGAAGAAGACUGCAAAAAUGACUUGAUUAGGAAUUUUAGAAAGGCGAACAAGAAGCUUGAAGAGCACGCUGCAAAUUUGGAAGAGCCACCGAAGGUCCCUGACGGUGGCACACAGUCAAGUGCAACCCUCUCGGGUCUAUGGACGAAUCCAGGUCUCACUGAGGGCGGGUACGCGACUCCUGAAAUGUACAGGGACAUUGCAAAGUUCCUAACAGAAAGCGAUAUGCCCACAGAGCUAGGGGAGGGUGACGAGAAAAUCGAUGUGUCACGAAGUAUAUGUGAAAGCAUCUUCGCCAACGUUCCUGGAAUUCCAGAUCCCGAUGACGUCCAAGGCGUUGUUGUUCAAUGCCCACAAUUUCAGGUUGGAGAUAGCAGGUGUACUAUCUCCGGUCGCCAUGCCCAUUAUGCCAUACCACUGGGCAAACGCACAGGGGGAGAGUUAUGUGAUGAUCUGGCCUGGCAUGGAGCGGUCCAUUUUAUAAAAACAAGCGAUAGCACAUUCGAGAAGCUACAUAAUGAGGCGAAAAAACGUCUUCUAUUUGUGGCGCGGGACGAAGAUGCAGCAACGGACGGUCCUAGAUGGGUCGUCACUUGUCAGGUGGAUUGGAGAACAACCUCACUUGCCAACAGGGCUCCGGAGAAAGUCUCUAGGCUAUUUGAAGUCAAAAUGCCAGAGUACGAACUUCUAUACACUGGGGUUAAUGGUCAGAAUCAGAUCAUCAAAAUCCGCGCCCCGAGCGGGGUUACACCAGCCCAAGUCCGCUCCAAACUCAAUAAGGUUAUCAUUGAGAUUUCGAAGACCCUGAUGGAAAACAUGAACAGGAAAUUCCUGUGCAAUUUUGACGAAUUUGAAUCUCUCCCAGAUAACAUCCCUUCAUCCCAAGUUUGGUCAGCCUUAGGUCUUGUUAUUUCUGAAACACAGAGGAAACUAGCUGGACAAAUGCAUUCGAUGGUUGAUGAAAGCCAGAAUAUGGCCCUCCAGACACCAGAGGUUACGGUGACAAAUUCAACCCUAGUUGUCUAA
Molecule: messenger RNA, 1197 nt
Organism: Aspergillus nidulans FGSC A4
Lineage: Eukaryota; Fungi; Ascomycota; Eurotiomycetes; Eurotiales; Aspergillaceae
Exons: 1
Coding region: 1-1197 (398 amino acids)
Source: RefSeq, a predicted model, not a curated record